This is a messenger RNA of Hypoxylon trugodes, 2392 nucleotides long. RefSeq names its product permease for cytosine/purines, uracil, thiamine, allantoin-domain-containing protein. The record is from RefSeq and is a predicted model, not a curated record. Gene Ontology annotation, cellular component: plasma membrane. Gene Ontology annotation, molecular function: nucleobase transmembrane transporter activity. Gene Ontology annotation, biological process: transmembrane transport; nucleobase transport. Bases 158 to 1834 code for a protein of 558 amino acids. Lineage: Eukaryota; Fungi; Ascomycota; Sordariomycetes; Xylariales; Hypoxylaceae. The transcript is spliced from 4 exons.
UGCGAGUCUAUCUGCGGAGUUAUAGAGUGAUCUUGGUAAUUUAUGUGCAACCAUCGAAGAUGGAUCACUCUUCAACAAUAUCUUCCCCUAAGACUUUCCCCUCUCGGAGACUACGUUGUCGCUAAAUACCUAAGUAUAUGGUGAUCCAUCUGUCAUCAUGGGAAUACUAUCAACGACUAAGCUUAGACGAAGAUGUACUUCCCUCCAUUCUUGGGAGCUUCCCAAACAGACGGGAGCAUUGGCACCGGUGCACAUAUGGACGAAUCGUGACAUGGACCCGACGCCCAUUGAGGAUCAAACAUGGAAUACUUGGAGUAUUCUAGCUUACUGGGCCACUGACACGAUCAACAUAGCGACAUGGCAGACAGCUUCGGCGAUUCUUGCGGUGGGCUUGAGUUGGCGAGAAGCGAUUCCUAUCAUGGUAGUCGGCAACUUCUGCGUUGCUGUCGCUUUGGUACUCAAUGGUGCUAUUGGUGCUAAGCUCCAUGUUCCAUUUUCCGUCAUAGUGACCAGUAGUUUUGGUUACUAUCUGAAAUACUUUUGCAUUGUUAGCCGAGCAAUCUUGGCUAUGUUUUGGCUUGGUAUACAGACUGCGAAUGGUGCGCAAUGCAUCACGAUCAUGCUACGCGCCUGGGCACCAUCCUACAACGACAUACCGAACCAGCUAUCCGAAUCCGCCGGCAUCACGACGCAAGGAAUGAUCUCUUACUUCCUUUUCUGGAUCAUCCAACUCCCGCUGCUUCUUAUCCAUCCUACCAAACUACGACCUUUAUUCUGGAUUAAACUCACCGCGGCCCCAAUUGCCGCUAUCGCGAUGAUGGGGUGGUGUAUAAAGAGAGCCGGAGGAGGUGGUGAUAUUUUCGCUCUGCGCGCGACGGUCGAUGGUCCGCAAUAUGCCUGGUUAUGGCUUACUUGCAUGUCAAGCGUAACGGGUAAUUGGAGUACAUUGGCGGUGAACAUACCCGACUUCACACGUUACGCGAAAUCGGCAAACGGUCAAUAUGUCCAACUUCCUGCGAUGCCCAUUAUCUUCACCGUGUGUGGCGUUCUCGGUAUAGUGACGACAUCGGCAACUAAGGUCUUUAGCGGAGAAUACCUAUGGAAUCCCUUGGAUAUCAUUGCUAUUUGGUUGGACUAUGGUUCGGGUGGGCGAUGCGCAGCGUUCUUUGCCGCCCUUGCAUGGUAUAUUGCGCAGGUCGGCACCAACAUCACGGCGAAUUCGGUUUCGGCGGCUAACGAUUUGACCGUUCUUUUCCCUCACUGGAUUAACAUUAGAAGAGGAUGUAUCAUCGCCGCAAUCAUAGCUGGCUGGGUGCUAGUACCAUGGAAGAUUCUAAGUUCCGCGCAGACUUUCCUCGCCUUUAUGGGUGGCUACGCCGUUUUCCUAGGUCCAAUGGCUGGUAUAAUGGUAUCCGACUACUGGCUUGUUAAGAAGCAACAAAUCGAUAUUCCGGGUCUCUACAAUCCGGACGGUCGCUAUCACUAUAUCGGUGGUUGUAAUUGGCGAGCCGUAGUGGCUUUCAUUGUACCUGUGGCACCUUUACUCCCUGGUCUAGGUCUGAGUAUUAGUGGUUCGGGUGCUGUCCACAUUAACGACGGCGUUACAAAUCUGUACACCUUCAAUUGGCUGUUCGGAUUUGUGACCUCGAUCGUCCUUUACACAGCACUAAGUUACGCCGUACCGGCUAAAGAGACUCUGCUGAAGGCGACAAUUUGGGAUUUAGAGGAGGCUGCUAUCGAAGCACAGGUGCAUUGCGACGACUCAGGAGUAGAGAAAGUCCGUGAGUCCGACCGGGCUGCUAAGGCGGAGUUGUCAGAUGCGAAACCGAUGUAGAAAGGCCAGUCAGAGUUGCCGUAGAGCUAGCAUAUUCCAAAUAGCGAUUCAAUAGAUCAGAGUGGGAUGUCCUAUGCACUACGUAGGUACCCGAGUCCUUGUUUCCGCGUGGCUUCUUGUGCUACGCGGAUAUCUAAAUAGUAUGACGAUGAUUCGUCCAAUGAACCCAAAUCCCUACAAUAUGGCGAGUUUUCGCACUAUCUGAAUACCGAGUCAUACUUGCGCCGAAGUUCCGGGUACGCGCCCUUGCUGAAGGUAGAUGUUAAGCACCUAAGGUUACCGAUGCUCUGGGAGUAAAUCGUUAGAACUUAUUACCUCCGGAAACACUUGUAGGAUACAAGCACCCGCCUAUUAUUAAUAACAAAGGGGGGCAUAAAGACAUGGUGUAGACAUCAUAGAGGUUCCAAUUACCAAUUUUUACAGGGUCAUUCUACCAAUAGGAUCCCGUACCAAUUCUUCCCCCCUACCAAAUAAAGCAAUGUAUGAUGAAAAUGAUCCCGGGUUUUAGGGGACUCUGAAAAUCGGAAAUAAGUUCGGAAUCUCGUCUUCAUAAUCGCA